AUGCUCUGUGCACGGCUGAGACAUGUUCUUCCCGAUUUGAUUGCGGAGAACCAGGGGGGAUUUGUACAUGACAGGCAUAUUGCACACAACAUUAUAAUUUGCCAAGAUCUAGUUCGUCAUUAUGGAAGGAAACGAUGCAAACCGAGUUGUAUAAUUAAGGUGGAUUUGCGAAAAGCAUAUGACACAAUAGAAUGGGAUUUCAUAGAGGAGAUGCUUAUUGCUUUUAAAUUUCCACUGAAGAUUAUUCAACUCAUCAUGAUUUGUGUUAGAUCACCAAGAUUCUCCUUGCUGCUGAAUGGCUCUAUGCAUGGUUUCUUUGCAACUAAAAGGGGUCUACGACAAGGGGAUCCAAUGUCUCCACUACAUUUUGUGUUGGGUAUGGAAUACUUGUCUAGCAUUAUGGUGAAAAUAGGCUCUCUCUGA
Molecule: messenger RNA, 423 nt
Organism: Humulus lupulus (European hop)
Lineage: Eukaryota; Viridiplantae; Streptophyta; Magnoliopsida; Rosales; Cannabaceae
Product: secreted RxLR effector protein 78-like
Exons: 1
Coding region: 1-423 (140 amino acids)
Source: RefSeq, a predicted model, not a curated record